CGGAUGAAACAACAGACGAGGCUCGUCUACGGAUCGCGCAGGAGUACCUUCGCCAGGUGUCGGCGACAGCAAAGGGGAGGCGGCCAAAGAAGGGCCCCUCAGAACUUUUCCCUUCUGCUUCUGAAGCACAAGGAGAAGCAGAAGCACCAGAUCCUGCCUUUGCGUCUUCAGAAGACAGCGACGGCAGCAGAGAUAAUGAGGAUUCAGAUGAUGAUGAUUUGUGUGAAUACGAAGAAGGGAAGGAGGCCCUGGCAGCAGAACUCAAGAAGAAAGCAGAGAAAGGCAAACUUUCUUCUCACCAGAUGUCGUCUGUGGCCGCCGACAUUCGCCUAAAAGACGCGGCGUUUUUCAAAGGCCACAAACUCCCCGUCACAUGCGUUGCCCUCCCUGGAGAGGGAAGCUGCGACCCUAGCAACAGCAGCAGCAGCAGCAGCGGUUGUGCGUACACUGGCGGGAAGGACUGCUGCGUGAUUCGGUGGGACUUAGAGACUGGAAAGAAGGUGAUUUUCAAGGGCCAGCGAAACUGUUUCGUUGUUGCAGGAGACAGAAACAGCAACAGCAAGAGCAAUGGAAUUAGUGCAAACUCUUCUAGAGGCCAUUUUAGAGCUGUUUUAAGCGUUUGCGUCGCCGAUGAUGAACGGCUCUUCUUCUCUGGAGGCGCAGAUCACACCAUCAAAGCGUGGGACCCUCGCGCCUCUAACGAAAGGUGUAUAUUUGAGCUACGUGGACACCGCGGAGCUGUGACUGGCCUCUGUUUGAACGGCGGGAAGUUGGGGGCGACGGACGCUGAAAGCCAAUUGCUGAGUUGCAGCGCCGACAAGUCCAUCAGAAGUUGGAGUGUCAGCUGCCGCAGCUUCUCAAACUGCUUUUAUGGCCACGCCUCAGAAAUCAACUGUAUAGACACUUUGCAAGCAAACAAACCUAUCACAGGAGGCAGCGACGGCACCCUCAGAAACUGGAAGCUCGUGCAAGACACACACAUAGCCUUCCCUCCUCUGGGGUCGUGCGUGGAUUCUGUGUCGCUGCUCUCGCCAUCUCUUUUCGCCUGCGGGACCCAAGGGGGUUUGCUGGCUUUGUUCACCAGCAGCUGCAAGCGGCCGCUGUCUUGUGUGCGUGUCAGCCAGCACGCUGCUGCGGUUGCUGCCUCCGGAGACACCUCGGAAGCUACGCACACACUCCAGGCGCUGCAGAAAGCUCCAGCGCCUCUACGAGCCACUGCAGCAGCAGCAGCUGUCUCUGCGGUUUGCGCUUUUCCCUUCACUGACGCACUUCUCGUGGGCCUGGAAGAGGGAACUGUGCAGCUCUGGGAGGCCUCCCAAGCAGCCAAUUUUGUUCGGUUGGCGUCUAGCGUUUUGCUCAGUUGGCACCUCCUACAUGAAAUUCUAUGGAGAAAGGAGGGGGCGGCUCCCUGCGCCCUGUGCUUGGUGCAUGCAUUGGGGCUGGCGGCUCAGUAA
Messenger RNA from Eimeria acervulina, 1454 nucleotides. RefSeq names its product U3 small nucleolar ribonucleoprotein complex-associated protein, putative. The annotation marks the transcript as partial. Gene Ontology annotation, molecular function: protein binding; snoRNA binding. The record is from RefSeq and is a predicted model, not a curated record. NCBI's taxonomy places the organism in Eukaryota, Apicomplexa, Conoidasida, Eucoccidiorida, Eimeriidae. The transcript has 6 exons. Gene Ontology annotation, cellular component: small-subunit processome.